Messenger RNA from Knipowitschia caucasica, 213 nucleotides. Lineage: Eukaryota; Metazoa; Chordata; Actinopteri; Gobiiformes; Gobiidae. The record is from the annotation of a GenBank genome assembly.
AUGUCGGACAAGAAGCAGCCCGUGGACCUCGGUCUUCUGGAGGAGGACGACGAGUUCGAGGAGUUCCCUGCAGAGGACUGGACCGGGCUGGAUGAAGACGAGGACGCUCACGUGUGGGAGGACAACUGGGAUGACGACAACGUAGAGGACGACUUCUCCAACCAGCUCCGAGCCGAGCUGGAGAAGCACGGAUACAAGAUGGAGACUUCCUAG